AUGCCCACCGAAGAAGAAAGAUACAAUGACGUGAAGCACAACGUGGAUAACAUGCACCUGAUCCAGCUGGGCGUCGCCUUGUUCGACGAAGGCGGCAACACCCCAUGGCCGGGGUGCUGUUGGCAGUUCAAUUUUUCGGAUUUCGAUCCCGAUGUGGAUGCUUCCUCUCCCGACUCCAUCGAGUUGUUGGCACAGAGCGGGCACGACUUCCAGCAAUACCGACGACACGGCAUCGACGCGCGGCGGUGCGCCUAUCUGGUAUGCGUGAAGCUCUUCUGCCAACCCUACAGCUCCAAGUAUGUUACGUUUCAUGGACUCUACGACGUGGCAUUUGUGAUAAAGAUGAUCACCCGAGCCCCACUGCCCAACACCUUGAACGAGUUCUCUGAUUUGGUGAGGACCAUCUUCGGCCAGAUUUAUGAUCUCAAAUAUAUAUCUCGAUUUUGUGGAGGACUGCGUCGGGGAGAGAUUGGUUUGGUGGGACUAUCAAGGUUAUUGAACUUUGAACCCGUAGGGAUCCGUCACCAAGCAGCAUAUGACAGUCUACUAAUUGGGGCACUCUUCAACGAAAUGAAGCAACGAAGGCAUAACGUAGAGGACGACAUAUCUGCAUCGGUCCUCUAUGGUAUAGAGAAUAGAUGCGUCGAGUGUUGGGCUGAUAGCCCAUAUUCAGCCCAUGUGGGCUAG
Molecule: messenger RNA, 687 nt
Organism: Musa acuminata AAA Group (dessert banana)
Lineage: Eukaryota; Viridiplantae; Streptophyta; Magnoliopsida; Zingiberales; Musaceae
Product: probable CCR4-associated factor 1 homolog 11
Exons: 1
Coding region: 1-687 (228 amino acids)
Cellular component (GO): CCR4-NOT core complex; CCR4-NOT complex; P-body
Molecular function (GO): nucleic acid binding; poly(A)-specific ribonuclease activity
Source: RefSeq, a predicted model, not a curated record